AAUGAAUCGAGGGUUGAUACUAAAGUUUGAAAAUCUGGUCCAGUUACGUGGUGCUUGCCGGCAGCUGCGUACUCUCUCCUACAGAAAAUUUUACAGAGCGCAAUGGAAGCCUGUGCAGUCAUCUGCGCAUCCCGUGUGGUCCCUUCUUCUGUAUCCGCAGUUCUGGCAAAAAGACAAGUUAAUCAGUAUUGCCUUAUCGCAACACAGGCAUCUAGCUACAAAGGAGGAGACAAAAAAGAAGAAAAAGAAGAUACCACUGACAAAAGGUGAAGUGGAGAUAAGGCAGAAGAUGACUAUUGAGGAACUUGCACGAGCUAUGGAUAAAGACGUAGAUCAUAUUUAUGAAGCGUUGCUAUACACAGACACUGACAUUGAUUCACUAGAACCAGAUUCCAUCUUACAUGAAGACCAUAUCAAGCUAAUUGUUAAAAAAUCAGGAAUGAAGUAUAAAUCAGCAAAACUGAAAGAGGAGAAAGAAAGAGAAAACACAGAUGCUGUGAAAAGGCCUCCGGCAGACCCAGCAGUACUAACCCCACGGCCCCCGGUUGUUACUAUAUUGGGCCACGUUGAUCAUGGGAAAACAACCUUACUUGACAGUCUACGAAAAACUCAAGUGGCAUCAAUGGAAGCAGGAGGCAUUACACAACACAUUGGUGCUUUUCUUGUGCAUUUGCCUUCUGGGGAAAAGAUAACUUUUCUUGAUACUCCUGGACAUGCAGCUUUUUCAGCCAUGCGAGCAAGAGGUACCCAUGUUACUGACAUCGUCAUACUGGUUGUAGCGGCAGAAGAUGGAGUGAUGCAACAAACUGUAGAAUCCAUUCAACAUGCUAAAAAUGCAGGAGUUCCCCUUAUCCUCGCCAUUAAUAAAUGUGACAAACCUGAAGCUGAUCCUGAAAGAGUAAAGAAGGAAUUGCUGGCUCACGACGUGGUCUGUGAAGAGUUUGGAGGUGAUGUUCAAGCUGUAAAUAUUUCUGCACUCAAGGGUGAAAACCUCAUGGUUUUAGCAGAAGCAACUGUUGCUUUAGCAGAGAUGUUAGAACUGAAGGCAGAUUCCACAGGUCUGGUAGAGGGGACCAUAAUUGAGUCUCGCAAAGACAAAGGGAAAGGUCCAGUUACCACAGCCAUCAUCCAAAGAGGAACUCUGAGAAAAGGCUGUGUUCUGGUUGCUGGGAAGACCUGGGCAAAAGUGCGUUUCAUGUUUGAUGAGAAUGGCAAAGCUGUAGAUACAGCCUCUCCAGGCAUCCCAGUGGAAAUCAUGGGCUGGAAGGAAGUCCCUUCGGCAGGAGAUGAAAUCCUUGAAGUAGAAUCUGAGCAAAGGGCGCAUGAAGUUGUGGCUUGGAGAACCUAUGUUGAACAACAGGAGAGGAUGAAAAGGGAUGUGGAAGUUAUUGAAGCAAAGCAAAAGGAACACAGGAUGGAAUACGAGAAGAAGCAACAGAAGCUAGCCCAUCUCACCUGGAGACAGAGGAAGGCGGUGCUGUACAAGGCCAAUAAGCAUCUAAUGUUUUCAAAGCCUAAAGAGAGAACAGAGAUGGACAAAAAUGUGCUAUCGGUAAUUGUUAAAGGUGAUGUGGAUGGAUCUGUUGAAGCUAUUCUGAACAUUCUGGACAGCUAUGAUGCUGACGAUGAAUGUAAAUUGGAUAUCAUUCAUUUUGGAAUGGGAGACAUCAGUGAAACUGAUAUAAGUCUUGCUGAAGCAUUUAAUGGUGUUGUAUUUGGAUUCAGUGUGAAAGCCAAUGAAAGUAUUAAACAGCUGGCUGCUAAAAAGGGAAUAAAAAUUAAACUUCACAAUAUCAUCUACAAACUUAUUGAAGACUUGAAAGAUGAGCUAAAUAGCAGACUACCCCCAUCUGUGGUGGAGAAUACAAUAGGGGAAGCUUCUGUUCUCAAUGUCUUCUCUGUAACAGUAGGAAAAAACAAAAUUCCAGUAGCUGGAUGCAGAGUACAGAAGGGGCUGCUAGACAAAAAAAUGAAAUUUAAGUUAAUCCGUAACGGGGAUGUUAUUUGGAGAGGAUUUCUAUCAUCACUGAGGCAUCAUAAAGAUGAUGUCCAGGUAAUAAAAACGGGUAUGGAUUGUGGAUUGAGUUUGGACAAGUACAUAGAAUUCAAUAUUGGAGAUGAAAUUAUCUGUUAUGAAGAAAAAGAAGUUCAACAGACAACUUCCUGGGACCCAGGAUUUUAAAAUACAUUUGAAUACAUUGACACUAAAGGACACGUAUUAUUCCUGGCUGGCCUUCAACUUGUAUCAUUAAAUGAACUUUCAGAGAU
Messenger RNA from Fulmarus glacialis (Northern fulmar), 2268 nucleotides. It is a transcript of the gene MTIF2, whose product is annotated as mitochondrial translational initiation factor 2. Bases 2 to 2182 code for a protein of 726 amino acids. Gene Ontology annotation, biological process: translational initiation. The record is from RefSeq and is a predicted model, not a curated record. NCBI's taxonomy places the organism in Eukaryota, Metazoa, Chordata, Aves, Procellariiformes, Procellariidae. The transcript has 13 exons. Gene Ontology annotation, molecular function: translation initiation factor activity; GTPase activity; GTP binding.